This is a messenger RNA of Acanthosepion pharaonis, 1809 nucleotides long. The record is from the annotation of a GenBank genome assembly. NCBI's taxonomy places the organism in Eukaryota, Metazoa, Mollusca, Cephalopoda, Sepiida, Sepiidae.
AUGUUUCUUUCUUCUUCUUCUUCUUCUUCUUUUCUUCUUCUUCUUCUUCUUCUUGCCUUGAAGCUUCAGGAUGUAGACGAUCCUGUCUCUCAACAAUUUCUUUCUUUUUCUUCUUCUUAUUUUCUUUUCUUCUUCUUUUUUCAUCUCUUUCUACUUCUUUUUCUUCUUUUCAUGCGUCUUAUUUUUCUUAUUUUUCUUCUUCUUUCUCUUCUUCUUUUCUUCUUUUUCCUCAUGACUUUUCAUUUUAAUUACUUUUCUUUUACUGCCCUUUUUAUUUUAUUCUCUUUUUUUUCUUCCCCUUUUCUUUUAACCCUCUUUCCAUUUAUCUUCUUUUCUUUUCUUCCAUUUUUCUUUUAUAUCUCUUUCAUUUUAUUCCCCUUUAUUUUAUUCCACUUUUAUUUUUUUACAUUUUCCUUUUCUUUUAUUACCCUUUUCUUUUUUCCUUUUUCUUUUAUUACCCUUUUCUUUUUUCCUUUUCUUUUAUUAACCUUUCCUUUUAUUACCUUUUUAUAUUAUUCCCGUUUCAUUUUAUUACACUUUCCUUUUAUUUUGUUUUUAUUACCCUUUCCUUCUUUUCCUUUUUUUAUUACCCUUUCCAUUUAUUACCUUUUCUUUUAUUCCCGUUUUAUUUUAUUACACUUUCUUUUAUUUCCCUAUUAUUUUAUUAGCCUUUCCUUUUUACCUUUUCUUUACCCUUUUAUUUUAUACCCGUUUCAUUUUAUUACACUUUCCUUUUUAUUUUAUUUUUAUUUUAUUACCCUUUCCUUUUUUUCCUUUUCUUUUAUUAACCUUUCCUUUUUAUUACCUUUUUUUUUAUUCCCGUUUUAUUUUAUUACACUUUCUUUUAUUUCCCUAUUAUUUUAUUACCCUUUCCUAUUUACCUUUUCUUUUAUCCCCCUUUCCAUUUUUCUUUUUCUUUUAUUACCCUUUCCAUUUAUUACCUUUUCUUUUAUUCCCCCUUUCCUUUUUACCUUUUCUUUUAUUCCCGUUUCCAUUUUUCUUUUCUUUUAUCACCCUUUUUUUUUUUUUUCUUUUUUUACCCUUUUUUUAUUAGCUUUUAUUUUAUUCCCCCUUUCCUUUUUACCUUUUCUUUUAUUCCCGUUUCAAUUUUUCUUUUCUUUUAUCACCCUUUCUUUUUUUUCCUUUUCUUUUAUUCCCCCUUUCCUUUUUACCUUUUCUUUUAUUCCCGUUUCCAUUUUUCUUUUCUUUUAUCACCCUUUCUUUUUUUUCUUUUCUUUUAUUACCCUUUUUUUUAUUAUCUUUUCUUUUAUUCCCGUUUUCUUUUAUUACACUUUCCUUUCGUCUCGCUUUUCUAUCAUUACUCUUUUCUUUUUCCACCCUUUUCUUUUAUAUACUCUUUCGCUUCUUCCACUUUUUAUUUCUUCCCUUUGUAUUUUCUUCCCCUUUUCGUUUUUUCCCUCUUGUUUUAUAACCUUUUAUUUUAUUCUCCUUUUCUAUUAUUACCCUUUACCUUGCUUCCUUUUGUUUUAUUCUUCUUUCCUUUUAUUUCCCUUUUCUUUUAUUACCAUUUCCUUUUCGUUUACUUCCCUUUCCUUUUUCCGUUUUUUUCUUCUCCUUUCCUUCUCUUCCCCUUUCCUUUCAUCUCCCUUUUCUUUUAUCCCCCUUUGUUUUUCUUCCUCUUUUCUUUUAUUCCCUUUUCUUUUAUUCCUCUUUUCGUUUCUUCGCCUUUCCUUUUCUUCUGCUUUCCUUUUCUUCCACUUUUUCUUCCCUGAAUAUCUUUCUCCUUACGUUUCUUCUUUUCAAGCCAGAAAACAUUCCAUUUAUAUUAUACGGAACAACUUCCGAUAA